AACUGACAUACUAAUAUUUGACCUCGCGCACACACUCUCUCUAUCUCAUAAACCAGAGGUUUUGAGAGCUGAAAUUGGAGAAAAAUGAAGACUUUGAUUGCCCUAUGUUUCUUUCUUCUUCUCUCUCCUCUUUCUUCAUCGACUCUUCUUCCCAUCCCAAAUUUGCCUUCAAUUCAAGCCGAGAAGCUGAUCAGAGAGCUCAAUUUGUUUCCCAAGGACCCAAUCAACAUCGUCGAUCGCGAUGAAUCUGAGCCGGCCCGUCCCAGCCUUGUGGAGAAGCGCUUCAAGUUCCCCAAUUUGCCUGGCCCUUUCGUCCCCGCCGAAGACCUAGGUCACUUUGCUGGCUACUAUAAGAUUCAGCAUUCUCAUGCUGCUAGGAUGUUCUAUUUUUUCUUUGAAUCACGCAACAGCAACGAGGACCCUGUUGUCAUUUGGUUGACUGGAGGACCAGGCUGUAGCAGCGAGUUGGCUAUGUUCUAUGAAAAUGGGCCUUUCACUAUUGCAAAAAACAUGUCUCUUGUAUGGAAUGAGUAUGGUUGGGACAUGGCAUCGAACCUUCUGUAUGUGGAUCAACCCAUUGGGACUGGCUUUAGUUACAGCUCUGAUAAACGUGACAUUCGACACAAUGAAAAUGGUGUCAGUAAUGACCUAUACGACUUCUUACAAGCCUUCUUUGCAGAGCAUCCCGAGUUCACAAAGAACGACUUCUACAUAACUGGAGAGUCCUAUGCCGGGCACUAUAUACCUGCUUUUGCUGCGCGAGUCCACCAAGGAAACAAAGCUGAAGAGGGGAUUCACAUAAACCUGAAGGGAUUUGCCAUUGGUAAUGGUCUUACUAAUCCUGCAAUUCAGUACAAAGCAUACACGGAUUAUGCGUUGGACAUGGGGAUUAUUAAGCAAUCUCAGUAUAAACGCAUCAACAAGAAGCUUCCUGCAUGUGAAGCGGCAAUAAAGCUUUGUGGGACUGAUGGUACAAUCUCUUGUCUGGCUUCAUACUAUGUUUGCAAUACCAUAUUCGAUAGCAUCAUGUCAAUUGCUGGUGACAUGAACUACUACGACAUUAGAAAGAAGUGUGUAGGAAGCCUUUGCUAUGACUUCUCAAACAUGGAGGAAUUUCUGAACCUGAAAACUGUUAGGGAUGCUCUCGAAGUGGGGGACAUAGAGUUUGUUUCUUGUAGCACUACUGUGUAUCAGGCCAUGCUUGUGGACUGGAUGAGGAACCUUGAAGUCGGCAUUCCUGCUCUUCUUGAGGAUGGAAUUCAGUUGCUUGUAUAUGCUGGAGAAUAUGAUCUUAUCUGCAACUGGCUCGGCAAUUCAAGGUGGGUUAAUGCCAUGGAAUGGACUGGUCAGAAAGAGUUUGUAGCAUCUCAAGAAGUUCCUUUUGAAGUUGAUGGUUCCAAAGCAGGAUUAUUGAAGAGCCAUGGGCCUCUCAGUUUCCUCAAGGUCCACGACGCUGGUCACAUGGUUCCAAUGGAUCAGCCUAAAGCUGCACUAGAGAUGCUAAAGAGGUGGACACAUGGCUCACUUUCAGGAGCCACGGCUGAGCCUGAAAACCUGGUGUCUGCAAUGUGAUUUCUAUGUUGUUUUUUCUAGACUCUCACUGACUAUGUUUGUAAAUAAAUGGCAGCAAAGAUCUUUUCUUUCCAUGUUAUCAAAUAGAUCCUAACAUACUACGUUGUCUCGCUGGUGUUUUUAAAAUAAUGACGACUGCAAUGAACUAUAAAGAGAAUUUCUCCUUCA
This is a messenger RNA of Camellia sinensis, 1740 nucleotides long. RefSeq names its product serine carboxypeptidase-like. Gene Ontology annotation, biological process: proteolysis. Lineage: Eukaryota; Viridiplantae; Streptophyta; Magnoliopsida; Ericales; Theaceae. Gene Ontology annotation, cellular component: vacuole. The record is from RefSeq and is a predicted model, not a curated record. Gene Ontology annotation, molecular function: serine-type carboxypeptidase activity.